GCCAUUUCUAAGCCAAUAAUAAAAUAAAACGAUGUUAUCUUUGAUAGUUGAUAAUCGUCUUCUUAAACCUAAAGUUGCUCAUGAGAGGGAGGUCAGAGGUCAAGUGCAACUACACUUCCGUGAUGUAACAGGAAAAUCUGUUUUUGUAAAGCGAUCAUUGACAGCUACACAGAAGGGAAAGAAAGUUGAAAUGAAAACUUUAGAUGGAGUUAUAACACGACUGAAUGCAGCUGGUGAGAAACAGGGCAUCAUCUCUAAAAGUGCUGAUACUGACAGAGAGAUGAUUACCUCCCUUGGAGUGUCAAAACCUGUUCUGGAGAAUGUGAUAUUUUGUCAUCAGGAAGAUGCCAACUGGCCACUCGGUGAAGGAAAACAACUGAAAGAAAAGUUUGAUGCUUUGUUUGCUUCAACAAGAUAUGUGAAAGCUCUAGACAGCAUAAAGAAAACCAAAAAGGAACAGGAUGGCAAGUUAAAGGAAUACAAAAUUGAGCUUCAGUAUUUGAAUGAAAAUAAGAAAAAGGCCCAUCAGCUUCAGUGUGAUUUAACAGAGCAAGAGGCAAAACUGGAAGCUUCUAUAGAUUCUGUGAACAAAGUGAAAAAGCAGCUUAAACCUAAAGAGGAAAAGUUGAACAAAAUGGAUAAACAGUCAGCUGAAGUCUGUGACAUUCAAAACAAAAUCGACCAGUAUGGCAGUGAUAAGAAACUGAUUCAGAAGCAUGCUGCGGAACUUCAGGAACAGAUAGAAAAAAUAGUCCAAGGGCCUGAUGAAAAGUUGAAGAAGAUGUUGUCAGACUUUGAAAAAAAACUUACGGAGACAAAGAGAAAACUGCAGGAGUUUGAAGAGAAGCAGUCAUGUUUGAGCACACAAAAAGAGGAUGUAGAUGAAGGGAAAUCGGCUAUAUUGGUAGAACUUGGAAAACUAGAGCUAGAGGCAGAGCACCAUCAAGAAAAUGUAGUAAAGAGAGAUCAAAAGAUUAAACAGUAUGCAGAUGAAUAUAGUUUUGAAGGUUUAACAGGGGCCAUAACUGAUGAGAAGAACAAACUAUUCUUGAAGAGAAUUCAGGAUAAACGGGAGUCUAUGAUGGAGGAGACCAGACUGAAAAGGACUGAAUUUGAAGAGGAGGAGAAUGUGCUACAGCAGAAGAUUGAUGACUUGAGAGAUACCAAGACAAAGCUGGAACAGAAUGAGAAAAAUAAGAGGGACAUGGUGACAGUCAACCAAGACAAGAUUAAGGAGAUCAAGAAAAAGCUGAGUGCAGCUUCAGGUGGCAGACUGGAUCAGAUUAAGGGAGAACUGAAAAGACAUGAGCAUGACCUUCAGACCCAGGAGUCCUCGGUCAACACAGAUGAACGUAAGCAAGAAAUAUUAAAAUUGUCAAAGGAAAAGUUGAGGAUGGAGGCGAAAAUAAAUGACUGCAAUUCAGAGAUGAACAGACUUUAUUUACAGUCAAACACCCGAACAGAACUGGACUUGCUAAUGAAAGAUAAAGCUUCAAAGGAAGAGAACAUCAGAAAACUGAUAGACAAACAUAAAGUCACAGUCAAGCAUCUUCUUGUUAAUGCGCCAAGCAAAAAUAUCCAUGGUAAACUAGAAGAUUAUAUCAGUAACCAGAAUAAAGAUGUGAAGAAAUGUUCAGCUAAGCUGAAUCAGAUCACAAACAAAAUGUCAAAGAUGGAAACAGAGAGAAAAAUGAGCAUGGACCAACUUACGAAAAAAAAGGCAGAACUCAAAGGUAUAAAAGAGACAGUUUAUAAAGUGUGCGGCGAUCAGAACUUCGAUGAAAGGCUCUCAAAUAUACAAGAAAAAAUGGGGAAAGUCAGAGAUCAACGUGGGUCUUUGCUGGGUACUCAAGAUUUCUACAAGAAGUAUUCAAAGGAUUUAGAGAAAGAUGACCCAUGUUGUCCACUGUGUCACAGAGGUUUUGAUACACAACA
Molecule: messenger RNA, 1935 nt
Organism: Mercenaria mercenaria
Lineage: Eukaryota; Metazoa; Mollusca; Bivalvia; Venerida; Veneridae
Product: DNA repair protein RAD50-like
Biological process (GO): double-strand break repair; chromosome organization involved in meiotic cell cycle; telomere maintenance via telomerase
Cellular component (GO): Mre11 complex; condensed nuclear chromosome
Molecular function (GO): G-quadruplex DNA binding; ATP hydrolysis activity; double-stranded telomeric DNA binding
Source: RefSeq, a predicted model, not a curated record